Gadus morhua (Atlantic cod) is the source of this 966-nucleotide messenger RNA. Its product is annotated as C-type lectin domain family 4 member C-like. The record is from RefSeq and is a predicted model, not a curated record. The transcript has a single exon. The coding region runs from base 193 to 954 and encodes 253 amino acids. NCBI's taxonomy places the organism in Eukaryota, Metazoa, Chordata, Actinopteri, Gadiformes, Gadidae.
CUUACUAAGAAAACAGGAUGUGUCUAAUCAUUAACAGUGACUCUGCAAGCCCAUGUAAAGUGGCAUCCGGUUAAAAUACUUCCUGUUUGAUCAAAGUAGGUGUUAAGUCUUUGAGAUGCUGGCAUUCAAAACGCACAGAAAAAGACAAAGCACUCAAAGGAGUAGGACUCUGAAAACAAUUUGGACCAGAAUAUGGCUGAGGUGAUUUACGCCAGGCCCAACAUGAUGACCAAGGCCAGGAACACACAAGGAGAGAGAGAGGAGAGGAUAGUUGAGAUCUACGCUACCAUUGAGAGCCUCGGAGAUCAACCCCAGGACUAUGUGGGGACAGAGGAGUCCUCCAAUACUCUGGGAACAGUAAGAAGUCAGCAGCCGGACCCUGUGAGCCCUCCUCGGUGGCCGAUCAGGGCUGUGGUGGUGCUUCUGGUCCUGCUGUCUGUUGUCCUGCUGGCUGGACUCAUUGGGUUUGUAGUGCAACACAAGACCGUCUUGGACAGAGACAUGGAGCAACUCCUCCAAAGGCUGAAGAAUGUGACAGAGCAGAGAGACUCACUGCUUUGUAAACAGGAAUGUCCAGUUGGUUGGGAUAAGUUUAGUUGUAAAUGUUACUUUCUUUUCAAUGAGCAGGAAUCCUGGAUUAAGAGCAGGGAGUUAUGCGUUUCCCACGGAGCAGAUCUGGUGGUCGUGGACAGUAAAGAGGAGAUGGACUUCAUUAGCAGGUAUGGCAGGACCUUCUGGCUUGGAGCGACAGAUGAGGCCAGUGAAGGGUUGUGGAGAUGGGUUGAUGGGACCGUCCUGUCAGCGGAUAACCCCUCCUGGUUCAGCGGGAAACCUGAUGGUGGCAAGGACAAGAACUGCUUAAGAAAUUCCUGGGAGGACACCAACUUUAAAUGGAUGGAUGAGCGCUGUAAAGAAAUAAACUAUAGGCUUUGUGAAUAUAAUUUAAUAAAAUGAUCUAUGAAAACA